This is a messenger RNA of Electrophorus electricus (electric eel), 3592 nucleotides long. Its product is annotated as transmembrane protein 184B-like. Lineage: Eukaryota; Metazoa; Chordata; Actinopteri; Gymnotiformes; Gymnotidae. The record is from RefSeq and is a predicted model, not a curated record.
AACGGUCAGUCAGACGCAGCAGAUGCAAUCUGCUGUACUGUUAUCCGACCGGACAGGAAAAUUUAAUAGAUUUGUGCUUCUUUGAGAUUAAUUUGAUAGAUAAGUGGUAAAAAAUAAUAUUUUGGGUCACUUUUAAUUUUAUUCACAAAAAUACCGUAGCGACAUGAUUUAGACGAGCUGUUGUUGCUGUAGGCUCCGGGUUAAGAUCACUUCCCAUUAGUUUGCGUUGUGAAAUCUCCACUCCGGGAAUAAGACAUCCAGGGACUGUGGAGGUGGAUGUUGAGAAGACUGCGGGAAGCGCCGGUACGCUGUGACUGGGCUCAGGCGAACUGAGCUGCGCACCGCCGCUUUAGGUGCAGAAGAGAGACGGACGAUGGGUCAGCUGUGGAGGCGAGAUGUGCCAUUAUUGGAGAACUUGGGGAACAGCUCUGUAGUCGGCAUGGCAUCGGACCAGGACCCAGGGACAGUGUCCACCCGGGGUCAGAACAGGUCUUGGGUGCCUGAGACACCACUGGUGACACCAGAGGAGCCUAUCUUCCUGAUGACUCCUGCAGCACAGACCAUUUCGGGGUUAUUUGUGUGGACUGCACUAAUAGUUACCUGCCACCAGAUCUAUAUGCACCUGCGCUACUACAGCUCUCCCAAUGAGCAGAGACACAUAGUGCGCAUCCUCUUCAUCGUGCCCAUCUAUGCUGUCGACUCCUGGCUCAGCCUCCUCUUCUUCACCAAUGAGGAGUACUACGUCUACUUCGACACGGUCCGCGACUGCUACGAAGCGUUUGUGAUCUAUAACUUCCUGAGCCUGUGUUAUGAGUAUCUGGGUGGAGAGAGUGCCAUCAUGGCGGAGAUCCGAGGGAAGCCCAUUGAGUCCAGCUGUGUGUAUGGCACAUGCUGUCUGUGGGGUCGAACCUACUCCAUUGGUUUCCUGAGGUUCUGUAAACAGGCCACUCUGCAGUUCUGUGUGGUGAAGCCUCUGAUGGCAGUGAUAACAGUCAUUCUGCAGGCUUUUGGAAAAUACAGAGAUGGAGACUUUAAUGUGGCGAGUGGCUAUCUGUAUGUGACGAUUAUCUAUAACAUCUCGGUCAGCCUAUCUCUGUAUGCGCUGUUUCUGUUCUACUUUGCCACGAGGGAGUUGCUGGUACCCUACAGCCCCAUGCUCAAGUUCAUCAUGAUCAAAUCCGUCAUCUUCCUCUCCUUCUGGCAGGGUAUGCUCCUGGCUAUCCUAGAGAAGUGUGGAGCAAUCCCUAAAAUUGAUUCUCCUGACGUGAGUGUUGGGGAGGGGACUGUUGCCGCCGGCUACCAGAACUUCAUUAUCUGCAUUGAGAUGUUUUUUGCCGCUGUGGCCCUCAGACACGCCUUCACCUACAGGGUCUACAUGGACAAGAGACUGGACUCCUACGGAUCCUUCCCUGUCUAUGGACAGUACGGUCGUUGUGCUCCUAUGAAGAGCAUCUCCAGCAGUUUGAAGGAAACUAUGAACCCCGGAGACAUUGUCCAGGAUGCCAUCCAUAACUUCUCACCAGCAUACCAGCAGUACACACAGCAGAGCACGCUGGAACAGCCUGGAGAGACCACGCUCACCCGCAGCCUCAGCUGUUCCUUCAGCACACGAGACCACGAGAAGACCCUGCUGCUCAGCUCUGAUGAUGAGUUCUGAGAGACACAGGGCAAAAGACAAGGAGAGCAAGACAGAGAGAAAAUCAGGGAAAGAGACAGAGAAAGACAGAAAGAGAGAGGUAGGGAGAGAGUGCCACACAGAGAGGGAGAUGGUUUGGCUUCUAAAACUAAUACCAUUAAUUCUACUUUCAUUUUAGUCAGUAUGACGAUGUGCCAAAAUUCCUGGACACCACAUAUGUCCUUCCAGAUGCUUUAGACAGUUAAUGUUUUAGAAUCUCUACCAUAGUGUGGGGCAUCAAUGAAGUUUAUCUUGUUAAAAACUCACAUAUGCAUACACACACACAUACAUACAUACAAUUUAUGCCCCUACAGAGACAUUAUCAUACAUUUUAGUGAUUUCUAAAACUGCAUCGCAUUGCCUUUUCCAGAAGUCUGCAUGGACAAACACGCUUCAUAAACCUGUGCUGAAUUAAACAACACUUUAUUUGCACUUAAAUAACACCUAUAUAUCAAAUCCCAAAGAACAGUAGGUCAGUACACUUACACAACCACCCAUUUCAUUCAGAUGAACAUACUUUGUUGAUGAGUAUGUGUGUGCAGUAGUGAGCUCAGCUGAUCAUGUGCAGGCUGAUUAUCAAACCCAGUCUCUCCUGCGAUGUCUCUCUUUGAUGUCACUCUCUGAUGUCUUUCUCUGACAUUUCUCCUGUGACAUCCAUGACAUCUCUCCUUUGACAUCUGUCCUCUGACGUCUCUCUCUCUGGGACACGGUGCUGCCAAACAGGAGAACCCUACACCACACCCCACAGACACCAUCAAAUUCACGCAGUGACUGGCUGGAGUGCCAUCUGACUAAGACUGUGGCAUUCUGGGUAACCACAUUCUGACUGAGACUCUUCUACUGUGGCUGUAAUUCUAAGAAUAUUAGCUAGUACUGCUCCCCUUGGCUUAGGCUGUGGUUGUAAAGCCCUUUCCAGCAUGGGUACUGCUCCCAAACUCCUCUCUUUCUGUUGAAGAAGGUCACCCUCUUGUGGCAGAGGACAGAGCUGCAUGGCUGAAGUAGAAGCUGAAGCAGUGCCCCAGCACCAUGACUGGGAGUGUACCAGUGCCCACCCCUGCACCAUGAUUGAGGGUGCAUAAGUGUCCACCCCCUACACUGUGAUUUGCUGAAACAGUGGGAUAUUUUAAGACUUAAGGUGAUCACCCCAGUGGUCAGUCUUAUACUGUGUCUACCUUCAGGCUCUUGUGAACAGCAGAGACGAUACUAAGACUGCAGUCACUGUGUCAGCGUCCUCCAGGACUGUGCGUGACAUUAUUCAAACACACUGCUGCAGAGGCUUUAAUGAAGCAGCUGUGCUGGUCAGAGAGGGGAUCACCUACUUUUCCUAUCAGAGUUUCAGAGCAGUAAAUAGCCACUGGAUGGCAGCAUUGCGCUGUUAGUGCACAUGAUGCGCAGAGGAGCGGCGUUGCAAGUUUGAAAGCAUUAACAAGUUUCCUUAUUAAGACUCUUCCUCUCAUAAUUAAUGGCAGUGCACCGUCUGUUCAAUGGAGACACCAGUAAUUUGACAGUUAUAAACAGAAUCCUCAUCUAUUUCUGUAACUGGCUUUAAAGCCAAUAAGAAUGUACAGUGCUGACCUCUCUGCUUAAAAAAAGCCAAACCUGCAUUAUGUGCAUUACAUAAAUGAUAAGCUGCUUUAACAUAGAAAUUGAUAUUCUUUGGUCUGAAUCUCCAUAUAUGUAUAUAAAUGCAGACGGUAUGAUGAUUAGUAAGUUGUUAAUAGUUAACUGCUGGUUCAGGUGGAACAGAACCUGCAAACAGACAAGAUGAGAUUUUUAGGCCUUAAUUCAGGCGUCUAGUUUUGUACUGCCAGUCUUCUAAAUAUGACUCUUACAUUUUUGUUUGUGCUCUUGGUGUUCGGUAUAGAGCACUGAGCAUUUGCUUCGUGUUUGUGGGGUGGAAUAAAGAGAACUACAGCA